GUGGAGUUCGGAGCUCGUAUGGUCAACAUUGAUGGGAAACAAAUCAAACUGCAAAUCUGGGAUACGGGGAGCAGCUGGAGCAUUGCUGGUGUACGACAUUACAAGACGUGAAACCUUCAACCACCUGACCUCAUGGUUAGAGGAUGCCCGGCAGCACUCUAGUUCCAACAUGGUUAUCAUGCUCAUUGGGAAUAAGAGUGACCUAGAGUCUCGUAGGGAUGUGAAGAGAGAAGAAGGAGAGGCCUUUGCUCGGGAGCAUGGACUUAUAUUCAUGGAAACUUCAGCCAAAACAGCCUGCAAUGUUGAAGAGGCCUUCAUUAACACAGCCAAAGAAAUAUAUAGGAAGAUCCAGCAGGGUUUAUUUGAUGUCCACAAUGAGGCAAAUGGCAUCAAGAUUGGGCCCCAACAGUCAAUUUCUACAUCAGUGGGACCCAGCGCCUCGCAGCGGAACAGUCGUGACGUAGGAUCCAACUCUGGCUGCUGCUGAACAUCUGGCCUGAACUCUUUUUUUUCCUCCUGGAACAGCUUCAGAUCAAUAGGCUUAAUGAAAGAGGUCUUACUUGCUUUGGCUGAGAGCAGCCUCUUUUCAAGGUGUGAUGUUUUGCCUUUCCACUUAAAGACCAUGGGAGAAUUUGGGCCCUUGCUGACCUGUCCUUCUUCAGGGACGUGAACAUUCCCUAUAGAUUAGGGCUCUUCUCACCCUGUUAUUUUAAUUUCUAAAAUGUUAGGAUCAAAGUUUAUUGUCACAGUAGUUAAAGAAUAAAUAAUUUCAUAAGCAUAUACAAUCUCUCCCCACCAAGAAUUAGGAUCAAGGAUAUUCUGCUUGAACACUUGAGAUUACUGUGAUCUGGCUGGCCUUUAGAUGAUGGAUCCUCUGCCAAGGAAUUUCAUUGAAUUUUUUUCUUGCCUUUGGGGGUCUACUUGCUACUUCAUA
Molecule: messenger RNA, 934 nt
Organism: Propithecus coquereli (Coquerel's sifaka)
Lineage: Eukaryota; Metazoa; Chordata; Mammalia; Primates; Indriidae
Gene: RAB2B
Product: RAB2B, member RAS oncogene family
Exons: 6
Coding region: 32-487 (151 amino acids)
Cellular component (GO): Golgi apparatus
Molecular function (GO): GTPase activity; GTP binding
Source: RefSeq, a predicted model, not a curated record